AUGGCUGCAUCACUCUGGAAAUACCUUGGCGGCCAAGUGACGUCUGACUCACCGAACGAGAACAAAGGUGAUUUGAGGGCCUUACCUGCGUCAUGGUAUACUUCUCAAGAGAUAUUCGAGCUUGAGAGACGGGCUGUAUUCUCUAGAAAUUGGCUCCUCACGACCCAUAAGCUGAGGCUUCCUAACGCAGGUGACUGGUUACGUUACGAUGUUGCUGGCUAUCAGUAUGUACUUGUUCGAGAUCGCGAGGGAAAGAUUAAUGGAUUUCACAAUAUCUGCCGACACCGUGCGUUUCCGGUAGUCACAGAGGAACAAGGAUCAUCCAGGAUCUUCUCGUGCAAAUAUCAUGGCUGGUCUUACGGUCUGAAUGGCAAACUUGCGAAGGCACCGGGAUACCAAGACCUGGAAGGCUUUGACAAGAGUCAGAACGGACUCCUGCCUAUCCAUGUCCAUAUAGACUACAACGGAUUUAUUUGGGUCAAUCUGGAUUCCGGUGAAAUGCCACACAUUUCAUGGGAGGAUGAUUCCAAGCGUAUCGAUAUCAAGUCCCAAUUUGAGGACAUCAGAUGGGAUGAUUACACGUUUGACCACUCAUGGGAAAUAGAAGGAAGCUGCAAUUGGAAGAUUCUGGCUGAUAACUACAACGAAUGUUAUCAUCGUCAGACGGCACACCCUGAUGUUCAAUCUUCGACAGACCUCGCCGGAUCCUCCGUUGAUACGAAAACCGGGGGUAUUAUCCACAAGGCCCACUCCAAAGCAGAGCAGAUCGCCACUGGACUCAGAACCGCUAGCACUUACUAUUUCCCUAACGUCUCUAUGACUGUCUCGCCGCACUCUUUCUUCAUCCAGAGACUUGUGCCCAUCUCGCCCACAAAAUCGAUCACGAGGUAUGAGGUUUAUCGAAAUAAGAACUGCAGUGACGCGGACUUUGAGCUUAUAAACUCAAUAUUUAAACGUAUUAUGUCAGAGGACAAACGUCUCUGUGACCUCACGCAAAAGGGUUUCAAUGCCGGUGACUUAGUCAACGACGAAAUUCAUCCGCGGAUGGAGAAGGGACCAUUGUACUUCCAGGGGUUGGUGAGAGACAUUCUGGUUGAGCAUCAUCAGCGCGAAGAGAAAGCGAAGAAAGAGAUAUGGCCCGCUCGACAGGCUUUGCCAAAAACUGCUUCAGUUACCGAGCAGGAUCUCCAGUUCUGUUCAAACUUGGCUUGUCAAGCUAACAGUGAAUGUCGUUCAAACCUGGCGGCUCAGCCUGCUAUGAAUCUUGCUUGGUAG
Molecule: messenger RNA, 1275 nt
Organism: Paecilomyces variotii
Lineage: Eukaryota; Fungi; Ascomycota; Eurotiomycetes; Eurotiales; Thermoascaceae
Product: rieske [2Fe-2S] domain protein
Exons: 2
Coding region: 1-1275 (424 amino acids)
Molecular function (GO): 2 iron, 2 sulfur cluster binding; iron ion binding
Source: RefSeq, a predicted model, not a curated record